AAAUAGUGAAGUGAAUUAAAAAUUAAUGAAACAAGAAAUUAAAGAAUAAUUCAACCAGUGCCGUGGAAAAUUAAAAAAAAAAGAGAAAAACAAAUUUAUAAAAAAUGUCAAUUUCAAUUAAAAACUGAAAACAGUGCGAAACGCGACAAAAAGUAACGUGAAAAUUCAGCAAAACGCAGCCAACUAGGCAGCAAUACAAAUCCCCCACCCCGAUCCCAAGCCAAGGAACAUUCAAUGGAGCUGCGGCUGCUUGUGCUGCUCAGCCUGCUCCUCGCUGGCGGCUGCCUGGGCGCCUUGCCGCCCAAGGAUGCGAGUGAUAAGAACGCUGCCAGCGCCAUGCUGGGCGCCAGCGUCAGUUUGUCCAGUGAUUAUAGCUCGCUGCUGGCGGCGGCACAGCCAAUGGCUGCCUCGUCGGCCCCGCCCGCACCGGUCCACAGCGGGCCAAGCAAUCAGUGCACCUGGACAUAUAACGGCACAAGUGCCGUUUACUGUUCGCUACGUUUGAUCGAACGCCAACCGGGCCUGGACUUACAAGGCGCCGAUGGCAGCAGCCAAUUGACCAUCAAAUGCAGCGAUUUGUAUCUGUUUGAGUCGCAGCUGCCGGUGGCUGUGUUCGCUCGCCUGCAGACGCUGGACGCGCUGCGGCUGGAGUCCUGCAAGCUGCUCCAGCUGCCCAACAAUGCGUUCGAGGGCCUGAGCACAUUGAAGGCCUUGAAGCUGAGCACACGCAAUGCCGAAUGGGGCCCAGCCAAGGCGCUAGAACUCUACCCAGACUCGCUCAACGGCCUGAAGCAGCUGACGGAGCUGGACCUGAGCGAUAAUAACUUGCGUGCUUUGCCCAGCGGCUUCCUGUGCCCCGUGGGCAAUCUGCAAACGCUCAACCUGACACGCAAUCGCAUACGCACAGCGGAGCAGCUGGGCUUUGCGGACAUGAACUGUGGUGGCAGCGGUGGCAGUGGCAGUGGCAGCGGCAGCGAGUUGCAACUGCUCGACGCUAGCCACAAUGAGCUGCGCUCCAUCACCGAAAGCUGGGGCAUCUCGCGUCUGCGUCGCCUGCAGCAUCUGAAUCUGCAGCACAAUAAUAUAUCGGAGCUGUCGGGCGAGGCAUUAGCCGGCUUAGCCUCGCUGCGCAUCGUUAAUCUGAGCAACAACCACUUGGAGACGCUGCCGGAAGGCUUAUUCGCGGGCAGCAAGGAGCUGCGCGAGAUUCACUUGCAAAACAAUGAGCUCUACGAGCUGCCCAAGGGCCUGUUCCAUCGGCUCGAGCAGCUGCUCGUGGUCGACCUGUCGGGCAACCAGCUGACCUCCAACCACGUGGACAACACCACCUUCGCGGGUCUCAUACGGCUGAUCGUCCUGAAUUUGGCGCACAACGCGCUGACCCGCAUCGACUAUCGCACCUUCAAGGAGCUCUACUUCCUGCAAAUCCUGAACUUGCGAAACAACUCGAUUGGCCACAUCGAGGACAACGCCUUCUUGCCGCUCUACAACCUGCACACGCUGAAUCUCGCCGAGAAUCGCCUGCAUACGCUCGACGACAAGCUCUUCAACGGCCUCUACGUGCUGUCGAAGCUGACGCUCAAUAAUAAUCUGAUCAGCGUCGUGGAGCCAGCCGUGUUUAAGAACUGCUCGGACUUGAAGGAGCUCGACCUGAGCUCCAAUCAGCUGAACGAGGUGCCGCGCGCCCUGCAGGACUUGGCCAUGCUGCGCACCCUGGACCUGGGCGAGAACCAGAUACGCACCUUCGACAAUCAGAGCUUCAAGAACCUGCACCAGCUGACCGGCCUGCGGCUGAUCGACAAUCAAAUUGGCAACAUCACGGUGGGCAUGUUUGCGGACCUGCCGCGCCUGAGCGUCUUGAACUUGGCCAAGAACCGCAUCCAGAGCAUCGAGCGCGGAGCCUUCGACAAGAACUACGAACUGGAGGCCAUACGACUGGAUCGCAAUUUCCUCUCCGACAUCAAUGGAGUGUUUGCCACUCUGGUCUCGCUGCUCUGGCUGAACCUCUCAGAGAAUCACCUGGUCUGGUUCGACUACGCGUUCAUACCCUCGAACCUCAAGUGGCUGGACAUACACGGCAACUACAUCGAGGCGCUGGGCAACUACUACAAGCUGCAGGAGGAGAUACGCGUCAAGACGCUGGACGCCAGCCACAAUCGCAUCACGGAGAUCGGCCCCAUGGCCAUACCGAACACCAUUGAGCUGCUCUUCAUCAACAACAAUCUGAUUGGCAACGUGCUGCCCAACGCGUUUGUGGAUAAAGCCAAUUUGGCCCGCGUCGAUCUCUAUGCGAAUCAGCUGAGCAAGCUGCAAUUGCAGCAGCUGCGAAUCGCUCCGGUGCUGGCGCCCAAGCCCUUGCCCGAGUUCUAUUUGGGUGGGAAUCCGUUCGAGUGCGACUGCACCAUGGACUGGCUGCAGCGCAUCAAUAAUCUGACCACUCGCCAGCAUCCACGUGUCAUGGAUAUGCCCAACAUUGAGUGCGUGAUGCCGCAUGCCCGAGGCGCGGCAGUUCGUCCGCUGAGUGCGCUGCGGCCGCAGGACUUCCUCUGCCGCUAUGAAUCGCACUGCUUCGCCCUGUGCCACUGCUGUGACUUCGACGCCUGCGACUGCGAGAUGACCUGCCCGCACAAUUGCACCUGCUAUCACGAUCAGAUCUGGUCCACCAACGUGGUCGACUGCGGCAAUCAGCUGACCAUGGAGCUGCCGCGUCGCGUGCCCAUGGACUCGAGCAUUGUCUACUUGGACGGCAACAACUUUCCUGUGCUCAAGAAUCACGCCUUCAUCGGGCGCAAGAACCUGAAGGCUCUGUACGUGAACGGCAGCCAGGUGGCAUCCAUACAGAAUCGCACGUUCGCCAGUCUGGCAACGCUGCAGCUGCUGCAGCUCUCCGACAAUCGCCUGCAAACGCUGCACGGCUAUGAGUUCGAGCAGCUCUCGGCACUGAAGGAGCUGCAUCUGCAGAACAACCAGCUGGCCACGAUUGAGAAUGGAACCUUGGCGCCGCUGGUCUCCCUGGAGCUGCUGCGCCUCGACGGCAAUCGUCUGGUCACUUUGCCCAUUUGGCAGCUGCAUGCAACACACUUCGGCCAGCGACUGCGUGCCAUAUCGCUGGGCCGCAACCAGUGGAGCUGCCGCUGUCAGUUCCUGCAGGCCCUGACCUCCUACGUGGCCGACAAUGCGCUGAUCGUGCAGGACGCCCAGGACAUCUACUGCAUGGCGGCCCCCAAUACGGCGGCCUACGAGCAGAGCAGCUCGUCGGCGGCCACACAGAAGCGGGAAUUGGACUUCAAUUCGACGGGCGCCGCCUGCACCGAUUACUAUUCAGGCGGCUCGAUGCUGCAGCACGGCAUUCCCGAGUCGUAUAUACCGCUGCUGGCCGCCGCCUUGGCGCUCAUCUUUCUGCUCAUCGUCAUCAUCAUUGUGUUCGUCUUCCGGGAGUCGCUCAGGAUUUGGCUGUUCGCUCACUAUGGCGUGCGUGUGUUUGGGCCGCGUUGCGAGGAGUCCGAGAAGCUGUACGAUGCUCUGCUGCUGCACUCGGCCAAGGACUCGGAGUUCGUCUGCCAGCACUUGGCCAGCGAGCUGGAAACGGGGCGACCGGCUUUGCGUGUCUGUCUGCAGCAUCGCGACCUGGCACACGAUGCCACACACUACCAGCUGCUGGAGGCGAGUCGCGUGUCGCGGCGCGUUGUCAUUCUGCUGACGCGCAAUUUCCUGCAAACGGAGUGGUCCAGGUGUGAGCUGCGCAGAUCGCUGCACGACGCACUCAGGGGCAGGCCACAGAAGCUGGUCAUCAUCGAGGAGCCGGAGGUGGCCUUCGAGGCGGAGAGCGACAUCGAGCUGCUACCAUAUCUGAAGACUUCGGCGGUGCAUCGCAUACGACGCACCGAUCGCCACUUCUGGGAGAAGCUGCGCUAUGCGCUGCCCGUGGACUAUCCAACCUAUCGGGGCAACAACUACACGCUCGACCACAACCAUGAGCGCAUCAAGCAGCCGGCCAGUCCGGGUCUGCUCUAUCGCCAGGCGCCGCCGCCAGCCUAUUGCGGACCAGCGGAAGCGGCAGCUGCCGCCGCAUCUGUGGCAGCCGCUGCAGCUGAGCAAAACUAUUCAACGGCUACGACAGCCACGCCCAGUCCACGACCGCAGCGCCGCGGCGAACGCGUCGAAGGGGUGGGCGUCAAUCCGGGCGGACCGCAUCAUCUGCAUGCCCAGUACUAUCAGCACCAUGGCAUGCGUCCGCCCUCGGAGCACAUCUACUCCAGCAUCGAUUCGGACUACUCCACGCUGGACAACGAGCAGCACAUGCUGAUGAUGCCAGCUGCAGCUGGCGCAGCAAGUGCCGAGCCAGCACAGCAGCGCGCUCAGACCUGGCGGCCACAGCCCAAGCAGCAGCUGCAAACGGCACAUGCGGGCACGCUGAAUCCCAGCGCAGCGGUCAAGUCCAAUGCUCAACAGCAGCAGCAGCAGCAGCAGCAGCAGGCGAGUGGUCAACAACAAGGUCCACAUGUGCAGGCGUAUCUGGUAUAAGGAGAGAUUCGGACAGACAGACAGAGGAAGCGAGGGAGAGGUGCAUGCCUGUCCAGCAGUUGGACAGAGUGACAGUGAUUUCUAUAGGGACUGGUUCCUGGUGCAUGAUUUUAAUUACUAAAAUAUGUGCGAGCUAAAAUUAAGAGAGACGAGAGAGGCAGAGGGAGAGGGAGAG
Molecule: messenger RNA, 4699 nt
Organism: Drosophila hydei
Lineage: Eukaryota; Metazoa; Arthropoda; Insecta; Diptera; Drosophilidae
Gene: Toll-7
Product: toll-like receptor 7
Exons: 1
Coding region: 235-4524 (1429 amino acids)
Biological process (GO): signal transduction
Molecular function (GO): protein binding
Source: RefSeq, a predicted model, not a curated record